AUGGAGGACCUCAAACAGCGUCGAGCCGAUUUCGAGGCGGCUUGUGUACAGAGCGAGAAAGAUCGGUUGGAUCGUCUGUCACGAAGACUCGAAACGGCUGAGGAACAACAGAAAGAGCGUGACGGUAAGUCUCACUUUAUGAGGUUUAUCUCGAUACUUAUCGUCACUGACAACUGGCAUCGUAAGCCAGGUCAUAACUUUCACAUGUCCACUGCUCGUCUCUGCACUUGGAGGGGAUCGAGUCUUGGAGCUUGA
Messenger RNA from Protopolystoma xenopodis, 255 nucleotides. Lineage: Eukaryota; Metazoa; Platyhelminthes; Monogenea; Polystomatidea; Polystomatidae. The record is from the annotation of a GenBank genome assembly.